AGUCCACACUCAGUUCGUCAAAGAGAGAGAGAGAGAGAGGAGGUGCAUAAUGGACCCGGUCCCUCUGCUGCUCAUCUUGGUCUCUUAUGUGCCGCUCGGCUCGGCGAUCUACGACGGGCCCCUCCAACCGGAGAUCUCCAAUGGCUCCUUCCAUCACUUCUUCGUCCCAGACGGGGAUUACGAGGAGAACGUGGACCCGGAGGAGUGCCAGAUGCUUUUUAAAUUCUCGGAUGUGUAUCCAUGCGGGGCCUCAGAGGAGCGGGACUCGGUGGUCCGGGACGACUUCAUCAUCUCCAAGCUGCAGGCGGAGGACGCGGCGCGGCUGCUUGAGGGCAUCGGGCGGACUGUGGCGCACGACCUGGACGGAGAGGACAGUUACGGGAAGUUCCUGCAGAGGGAAAUCUCUCAGAUCGGUGAAGCUUUCUCCAGCGUGGACAAGUCUCUGUUGGAGCUGGAGGUAAAGUUUAAACAGAGUCAGGAGACGGAGCUGAGAGAAGAGCAGCAGCUGAACGGAUACGUGAUGAAGCAAGUGAGCGACAUCAGGGGCGCACUGAGGGGAACCACCGACAUCUCUGUUGGACUGAAGGACAAACACGAGCUGCUGUCUCUCAUCAUCCGCAGUCAUGGUAGCAGACUGAGUCGUCUGAAGACAGAAUUCCUACAUGUUGGCUCCUAACAGUUCAAAGUGUGUGUGUGAGUGUGUUUGUGUUUCUGUGUGUUUCUGUGACCCUCCAGUUCAUCAAACAACUGGAAAGUUUGCUGUGGGUUAUGAAUAUCCCUCCUAAGUAUGUUGAAUGUGUCAUUAGAGGGGGAAACAGCAGCAUAGUCCUCUGAGUCAGGAGGGGAAAAGGAAAUGUGAACAUGAAUUGUGUCUGCAUGGAGUCUUCUGUGCCACCUCUGAGGAUGUAUUUUAUUCUGGAGGGAGAAAGAAAAUAAAACCCUCCAACAAGAUCUAUUCCCCUCAGAAUCAAUAAACAAGCUGCUUUUUGUCUGUAUAGUGUAAAUUAUGUUGCCUUUACAGUUUAAGUAUUUACUGAUCAAAUAAAUGUUUCAUAUUCAUCUAAUAUCUGAAAGUUGUCUGCUGCUUACAAGCUUGUCCUGAGAUGUUUCAAGCCAAAGCUUAUAGUGUGUAAAAAUACAUGUCCAUCCUUUGAAGCUUGAAUUUUCCAUAGACAGUGAAAACCUUUGAAAUCUGUUCUUUUUUAAUAUCCAGCAGUAGAAUAGACUCCCCCCCCCCUUCCUCCUAGUCAUCUAUUUACGUCCCCAACUUUGUUGUCGGCAUUACAAGUAGCAGUCUCGACCAUCCCGUCAAACAGCCCUGGUUAAUUGGCGACUGAGGUUUGUAACUGCCUCCCACUUCCAUCUGGAAGUCAUCUACUGCAGUAUGAAAUAUGUUUGUCCGGAGGCAACCGUUGCUAUCAUUAUCUGCCCUUUAGUGUGUCAUGAUCUAUAAAAAUUUGUGAUUGAUUUGACGUUUUUUGUGUGUUGAGAUUCUGUGUUUGUUUGAGUUAUUAUGAGCACUAUAAAUAGAGUUAUAGAUGACACGCAGCUUGUAUAAUCUCUAAAGAGACCACUGUUUUUUUCUUCUGCUGUUAUGACAGAAAACAUUGUUUUUUUCAGACACAGUUUAUGUGAGAAAAGUUGUUUAGAAUUCCUGGAAGGCAUUAGUCCUUAUCUACUGCCAGACUGUUUAGAUUUACAGUGCAGUGGAUUUAAUACAGAAAAAGCCUUUGGUAUAACGUGUGUAGUUUCCAUCUUUAACUAGCAUUUAAAAUUAUCUUGUUCCACCCGAUGUCUGCAACAACCACAAUAUAACUGCCACAAGCGUGCCCACUUUUUGUUUUCUACAGAUAAUGUCUCUGUAGAUGUGAAUGAGCCAGAUGUGCUGCCAGGGGCGCAACUGGGUGUGAUUUCCUCUGUCUGGUUUUCCUCACAGUCCGGCUUCCCCUGAGGGACCCCUUUUUAAAAACAGCUCUGUGUAGCUCAGCACAGUUGGGGCCAACCCUUUCAGAAACCCCAAACUCCAUGUGUGGAGAAACCCUAUAUGCCUGUAUGACGUUUAAUUGUCAGGGGCGCAUGAACAGGGCUCACAAGAUUUCACUGAAAGAUUUGGUUAAAUUUCCACUAGUGUCAGUAAAAGUAGAACAGGUCAGGAAACCUCUCAAGGCAAACUCAGCCACCCUACUUAGUUUGUCUUUUUUGGCUCUAAUCGUUAAUUCCACCUAUAGGGAAGUGUGUUUUUGUGGUUUCAGGUCUCUGGUGCUAAGAAGGAGGAAGGCUUUUUAUGGAAGAAUGUAUUCUCCUCACGGACAUAUUUUAAGGACAAACAAAGAAAAGGUCAGGAAUGUUGACCUGAGAUCACACUGAUCCCUCUCUGAGGAGAGCCAGAAGCCCUGGAGCCACAUACCUCUGUGCUGUUAUUAUUAGACAGAUGAGAGCUAUUUGAAUUCUAUAACUGCUACUGGUCCUGCCAGUAUGACUGUAAUAAAUACCCCUGUAUAUUACAACUGUUAAUACUACUUGUAUCAUCCUUCAAUGAAAUAUGCUGCUAAAAGUCAGUCAUAGUCCUUGAGAGGAGAUGGUCUUUAAUAACUCUUCAAGAAUGAGCAGCUUCAGUUCUAUAGUUCUCUGCCUGUUGUUAGGCUGAAUGAAAGUAUGUUUUAGACAGCAUUUCCAGUAUGGCAAUCGCCAAUGAGGCUUCGUCCAUGUUUAUUUACAGUCAGUGCUUGUUCUGUGCCGGCUAAUCCUGAUUCAAACCUGAAAUGUUUAUUUUUAAACAACAUAAGGCAGUGCUCUCACAGACACAGAUAAGACACGUUUAUUCAAAGGAACAUUUACAUGUAAUAUUGUUGGGGACAUGUAAAGAUCAAAAUGUGUUAUUUUAAGCCAAAUUAUGAUUAAAUAAUGUUACAUACUAUAACUGUAAUCCACAAUCUUUAAACUAUUUCAUUACUAAACUGAAGCCCAUGUUAUGGAUUGAAAUGAACAACAUUGGCACCAGAGCCUCUAUAGAAUCAUUGCCCUUUUGGAGAACCCCAAGGAUCAGUCCUUGGUCCCUGGUUGUUUUCCAUUCCACUGCUAUCUCUUGGAAACAUAAUCUGACAAUAUUAGUUUCCAUUUUAACAUAGAUUGUAAAAAGCUCUAUACUUUUGACGUUAAGUUAAAUUAGCCAUCUAAAAGCUUCCAUUUGCAUGUUUAAAACGAUAGUUCAAACAUUUGUCUUUUGCGAAAUUGUUUUUAUUGGUCUGAACCUAAUAGAGUUUUUUUAAACUUAUAUUGUACCAAUCCUCUUUUCAAAAAAUGCUUGUUACAAAUAUGAGGUGUAAUACAGUCUCAAAUCUUCUGUUUAUUUUUAAUGUUAUAGGCCAUACAGGACACAAAGGAUUUUAUCUAAAUAAAGAAAUGGUUAUUAUAAUUAAUUUUGGUAUUAUUUUCAAAUAUGAUUUAAAAAAGAACAAAUUUUAAUGCACAGUCCCAGAGGGAAAUAGAUAAUCUGUUCCUGCAUUUUGUAGAAAUUAUGAACGGUGCAAUAAGAUGGAGAGAAUUACUGGUGUGCUGUGUAUUUCAACAUCAUCAGAAAUUACAGAAUGAGAUGAAUCAUUUCAGUAUUGAUGAUAAACAGCACAUUAUUUUGAAAGAAUCAGCAUGUUUAAACCUCAUGAGAACACAUUUAGUCUCCAGUGGUCAGUAUGGUGUUAACCAGCUAUGAAGGCUUUCAGUGCUGCAGCUGCACUAAACAACUCUAAGAAGGUAAUAAAUAUAAUUCAAGCAACGCAGCAGUGAAGAGGAGGCACUGAGGAGAGGAGACACUCCAGGGACUGAGUGAAGCAAGCGAGUUAGCUGUCAGUAAGAUUUAAUUUGUCAUAACAAAGUUGUGGUUAAGUCAUUACAGCUCAAAGUAAAUGGUAUGUGUGUUGUUAAUGGAAAAAAGAACCUUCGAUAUUAAUCAAUCAUAAAAGAAAUGUACACUUGUGCUUAUUUCAUGAGAUCAAAGAGCUACUGAUGUCAUUAUUUGGACUCGAUGUCUUUGUAUGAAUAAGUGGUGUUCAUUAAAGGAAGUUUUAUUUUACUGUAA
Messenger RNA from Labrus bergylta (ballan wrasse), 4075 nucleotides. The record is from RefSeq and is a predicted model, not a curated record. NCBI's taxonomy places the organism in Eukaryota, Metazoa, Chordata, Actinopteri, Labriformes, Labridae.